AUAAAUAAGGAGAGAUUUGUCAUCGUAAAGGUAGUGUCUUAAAAAUCAACGCGAGACAGAGAAGUAAAACAGAAGAGGUAGCUGGUUUACAUCAUUUUCAACUUGGCUAGUCGUCAUUGUGAAAAGACUCAAAACCAAAACAAACACAAAUCUGUUAAAGUUGGUGCUGUGAACGUAAGAAGCUCUUCUCGCGCAAAGUUUCAAUCUCAUCUAUAUAAAUCUCAAUCUCCAAAAAACAAACCGUCGUUUCAAGCUGUACUGCCUGCCAGACAACAUUCAUAUUUCAAAUAACUUGAACCUCAGCCUGUGUGACCACCACCGUGAAAGACCAACACCACCACCAUGCAAUCCUCACAUCUCGCCAGCUUUAAAUCAUCUUGCCUCCUUGUCGUCGUCUUACUGUGCUGUCUAAGCAUGGCAUGGGCAGGUGUCGUGUCGAGGAGAACACCACACAACGCUCAAAAGCUUCAACGUGAUCUCGACACCGUCGCUAGUAGUAGUAGUAGUAGUAGUAGCAAGUCGCCCUCCAACACUAACAGCAAGUCCGCGACGACGGAGAGCCAGACGAGGAAUUCCAGACUAAUCAGCCAUAACGUCAUUAUUACCCCGUCACAACAGAGGGAACUGUUGGAGAAGGGCGAGACAACUAUACGCUUAUCAUCUCAAGUUCACAUCAACCAAGACAGAGAUAGCAAAAAGGCAUUCCACCGGAUCGUGAGGCGACAAACCCACAGGGAGUGCUCCGUUGAAGUGGUCGAGAUUUCCCUCCAUACGGGAUCUUGCAUCAGACUCGGCUCAAAUGUUACCGGUUGCCAGACUGAUCGAGUUUUAGACUUGUACCACCCAAAUUGUCUUGACGUUUAAAACUAAAGAACAUAAUCUUUCUGCGCUUUGUGUGGUGCAUUUUCGUGCAAAAGUCUGAAGGCUUUUGCUUCGUUUGUAUUUUCGUACUACGGUCUGUAUUUGAUAGUUCUUUGACACAGUCUGCGGUUUUCUCUAUCACAAAAUUUAAUAGACCAAAUGUGAUUUAAGCAUUACUGCAAAUUAAACCCAACUGCAAAGAAAGCCCAACUUUGCGAAUUGAGUGUAUUUGGCUUUGGCUGUUGGUAAUGUUAAAAGCAAAAUUCCUUUUCCCAAACUCCAAGCUUGACUGCCACAGCGUCUUGGCUAUGGCUGUUGAAGCAUGUGAAGUCCAAAAUCACGAAGCCAAAGCCGUAAAUUCACAGAUGGUCAGUUUCGUUCAAACCGAGGUUGGGAAAAUUGUAUGAGUAUGGCCCCAUUAUUCACUGUAAAAAAAAAAAGCGUUUUCUGUGUAACACUGAUGGGUACAAGUAUGCACAAUGCGGUCAAUAUUCGGUUAAAUGACAAUUUUGAGUGUACCUCUCACUCGGUAAAACUUUAAUACACAAGGAUAAGAGUAAUACAUUAGGCCUACCGAAAAUUGGGUAGAAAAUAAAAUAGCAUAAUGGUGAUGUUGCAAGGCGUUGAUGUUUGAUGUUCAUGUACCCAAAGUUGCAAGAGAAAAUUUGGCUUUAUGUUCGAUAACCAACAGUCAAAAAAAAGGGGAAAAGCUUAAUGAAUCAAGAAGCCAUGAAUUUCCAUGGAGCUUCAUUCACUUUGCAACAUGUAGAUUUCGUCACUGACAGUUUGAACUGCCACUAAAAGAUUAUGACAUAGUCUACUAGCAAGAUUGCUUUCACUGCCAAACACCCAUUUUUCGAUUACCUUUCUGCCCAGAGUGUAUCAAUCUGUAAACUGUUAUGACUAGUGUUUAAGUUGCCACCCCCCCCCCCCCCCCCCCCAUCUGUAUAACUAUUUGGGGGCUUUCUGGCUACUCGGUUAACAAAAGCUGUAAUAUUGAUGUAUUUUCAUAACAUGCCUUUGUUCAUUGGAUAUUUCAUUGAAUCGAUGAAGGUGCAUUAUAUUGUUGUAUUUGUAAAUAUAAUUUAUCAAACCUACUGUAAAUAAAUAUUGGUAACUAUUAUUAUUAUUAUUAUUAAUUAUGAAAUCGUAUUCCAAGUACUAUUUGAUACAAAGCAUGUAGUUACUUUACAAAGCAGGUUUAUCUUAAGUUAUGGAAUCUAAACACAAUAUAUCUGAGCAAACAAAGCGAAUGGGAGAUAGAUACAGCAUUGUUUAAUAAAGCGUUACGGAGUGUGUACCUGAGAGCUAAAUAAAUCCACAUAAUUCAGUGACAUGAAACACUGUGUGGACUUGUACAUGUCCACAGAGUGUAUGCAACACAGACCUGCAUGGGCCUAGAUGAGGGUUUGUGAAAACCAUACCUUUUACAAGAAAAGCAUCAUAUUUCUCGGUAUGGGUGUAUUAUCAUGUUGGUCUAAACUUAAAGUGUAAGAGCAAUUAACCUCAACUUGUUAUUUAUACUUCACGAAUCUUACUUUCUCACAAAAAGAAGAAGAAUUUGUUUUAUAGUGUUGUGUAGAACGAAGAAAAUUGUGGAUGAAUUGACCUUUAUAUGUCUCGUCCCUGGGACAAAAGUUGUUUACGUGUACAAGCUCAUUGCGGCAACCUGAGAAAAAAUUCAAGAUAUAAAUAAAACGAAUCGAAAGAUAGCCACAUGAAUUUACUUGCUCUUCAUUCCAAGUUUUGUGCGCCAUUUUGUUGGUAUCCAUGAUGACAUACAACCUAUCUUUGUCGUUUUUGGCUUUCCAUCCAUUUAAAAACACAGGUCAAAACAAAUGCUGUGCAUCCUUUCCUCUUUUUUUUGACAAACUGCAAUUGUAUGCCUGUGUUUUUUCCCUAAAACGAACUAAUAAGUAGAAGCUAGUCUUGUCACAAGACGGGCGGGUAGGGUUUGGUAGUGGAGUGUGUAUACACUCUCGUUUGACUAGACUUGUAGACAAGUCGCAAGUCGCGUAGAGGCUACUACUCUCACGACUACGGAUCGUAGUCGUGAGAGCAGUAAUCUCACACAGGAGUGCCGUUUCGAUAUCACUGCGAUUAAACGACAUAUCCAAAAGCUUACUUGUUGACCAGAAAUCAUUCGCUAAGAGGGCGCGCUAUAAUUACAAAAUACUAUUGAGCUAAAGAUUUCACUACAACAGGGUGAUGGAGACAUUUGAAAGUCACUGUGAAGUUAAGCUAGGCCAUGUAUACAUAUUUUGGAUAAUCAAUGACUCUUGACCAAUGUGACUAUAAAACCUGCUCAAUUUGGUGUUAGUUUUUUGUUAAUCAAUUAAUGUAUAAAA
Molecule: messenger RNA, 3209 nt
Organism: Asterias rubens (European starfish)
Lineage: Eukaryota; Metazoa; Echinodermata; Asteroidea; Forcipulatida; Asteriidae
Exons: 3
Coding region: 343-864 (173 amino acids)
Source: RefSeq, a predicted model, not a curated record